Molecule: messenger RNA, 1499 nt
Organism: Marchantia polymorpha subsp. ruderalis
Lineage: Eukaryota; Viridiplantae; Streptophyta; Marchantiopsida; Marchantiales; Marchantiaceae
Source: the annotation of a GenBank genome assembly
CUUUCCAGUAGAAACCGUUGGUUUCCCCUUUCAACUGUGCGCUUUGUUCUGUGCACAUACUCAAAUUGUCGGAGUAUGUCUUCCUGGAUAUUAAAUCAAAUCACGACUCCAAAGUAUCAUAGAGUAUGUCUUGCUGGAUUCUAGAUUAAAUCAGGACUCCAAACUAUUACAGAGCAUGUCUUGCUCUAUUCUAGAUCAAAUCAGGACUCCAGAGGAUAGCAGUCUGUAGACCAGAGACAGAUGAGAUCUGUCCGCAAGACAAAGCCUCGAGUAUCAAAACAAAACUUUCCUACAAUCAAGUUUACUGAGAGGCAGGAUGAACUGGAACCCCAAAUACUGUUUAGACGACAAGUUGAGAAAAAAAAACCCUGGACGCACUUCAACGAAGACUUGGGAGACAAGCCGAGUGGAAGUCAACUCCGGCGACUUUCUUCCAGCUCUGGUUCUUCAAAAGUAAAUCAUUCGCCUCUAAUCAUGUCCAUGGAGCAAGCGACGAGCUAAGUGCUCAAAAGUUCUUGACUCUUUGACGUUGUCCAAGCCCGAGAUUUAGACAUCUGGUCUUCUCUCCAGAAAUCGACCUGUGUAACAGAUAUCGUAAUCUCUGACUGACGUCCACUUCUCGGAGCUUGAGAGAUGGGGAAAUCUCAAUACCUCAAUGCGUCGUUGUUCAUCGUGAUGGCUAUGUCGGUGAUCUCAUCACAGACCUUCUUCACUGUCAACGCUCAAUCUCAAUGCGUGAGCAUAUGCACCAACAAUGCCACGCAGUACAUCAGGCAACAACUGGAUCUCUGCGCAGAGGAUGUCACAAAUCCGCAAUUCUGCCCCAGAACUGACUGCUGCUACGCAGUCGGCAAUCUGAGACACACAAACAACGCGUGUAUCUGCAGAGCAGCCCAACAAUAUUUCUCUCCUGACGUACAGAAAGAAUAUAAUAGGAUCAUAUACGGCUGUUCGGGAAGUGAGAGGAACAUUACAUGCCUCCUCUGACAUGGUGCCGAUGAAAGCUGAAGGGACGGCAAGGCUUUGAAGCUCAGAUCUGCAUCCGAAAUCACCCGGCGUUAUACUCUAGACUUGACCUCGGACCGUAGAUGCGCGGGGCUGGUAAUCAUAUCGUGUACGCAACUAGAAAGGAAACCAAAACAUGAUUUUAGUAAAAAACAUACUUCUGAAUUUAUACGUGUCGCAGUUACUACAUUUUGAUACAGCUCUUUGAAAUCCCAAGAGCAUUGUAACGCUUGAAUGCAACUGAUGCAGGGUGAAUUUUGCCUUAUAUUAUGAGAGCUUCAGAGCUAUCCUCUAAAGCAGCUAGUAUCUCUUUCCUUCAGAAGACUUUCGAGAAUUUUCUGUCUUCAAGCUUCUAAGAGUUGAAACAAGGUUACUAAGAGGUAGCAUUUGUGAAGUGUAGAUACUUCAAACAUAGAUCAAGCAGCAGGACAAUAUCCCCCAUUGACAGAUCUUUUCUUCUCUUACAAAAUCGGAGCUACUCAGCUUCCUGUUAC